CAACAAUCAGGUGUAAAGCGACAUGGCUGAUAGCGAAUUUGAAGAAUUUCGCCGUGUUUUCGAUAGAUUACCGCAACACAUAAAGGCCCCGACGCCGUUUUACUCAUUAGUGCCAAAUGUGGGAUUGGACGAUGAUUCCCCAUCUUCCAAAAGCGAGUGUUCGCCGGAAGAAGAACCUAAAGAGGACAUGCACACAUGUAUGGUGGAUGGAAAUGCAACAACCAAACCAGUCAAGGAUGAUGUCGCAUCACCGCCUUCUCAGCCAGAUAUAACGGAAACUCAGCGGAGCCCACAGCAUUACUCAUUCACAAAUGGCGAACGAAAACGGAGAAAGCUGCCAGAGAUUCCCAAGAACAGAAAAUCAAAAAUACUAGCAUGCAGCCAGCCAGCGUCCCUAGCAGACGAGCUAGGAGCUCUCACCGGCCUUCUCCUCAGGCCAGGAUGUCAUACAAGACCCCUCCUUGUGCUCAAAUGCGGGUACCUUCUAGACGAAGACUCUAGCCCAGACUCAGAGAGACUACAAAGCCUCGGCGACGUAGACAGCGGUCAUAGCACGGCUCACUCGCCGAUCGAUACGGGACCGAAGAGUAUAUCGCCAACGCCGCUUCAACAGAAUGUAUCACCCGCAUCAAGCUGCAGCAUCACAGGGCUGAACUUCGCCGGAAAUGUGACAAACAUUCCUCACAGUCAGCUAGAAAUGCUCGAAGCUACGCACAGAGGCCUACAUAAGUUUAAUCCUAGACAUCACGAUGAAAUAGAAGUGGAAAUUGGUGACCCUAUUUACGUGCAGAAGGAAGCUGAAGAUUUAUGGUGUGAAGGCGUGAACUUAAGGACAGGUCAGCAAGGUAUUUUUCCGUCAGCGUAUGCAGUCGAUAUGGAUUACAACGACUUCGAUCCCGCAAAUACUAAAGACAAAAAAGAACGAUAUCUAUUGGCGUACAUGGGCUCAGUAGAAACUUCUGCUCAUAAAGGAACAGGAGUUGUAUGCCAAGCCGUGAGAAAGAUAGUUUCGGAAUGCAAUGGAGAGCCCACAAUGCAGCCGUGCAUACUAGAAGUUUCUGAUCACGGACUUCGUAUGGUUGAUCGAUCGAAACCCGCAAGAAAUCGGAACGGGCCUUGCAUCGAUUACUUUUACUCGUUGAAGAACGUUUCAUUUUGUGCGUUCCACCCGCGUGAUCAUAGAUACUUGGGAUUUAUCACGAAGCAUCCGACACUGCAGAGAUUUGCAUGCCACGUAUUUAGGGGACAAGAAUCCACAAGGCCUGUAGCAGAAGCUGUGGGGAGGGCUUUCCACAGGUUCUACCAAACCUUCAUAGAAACGGCGUACCCUAUUGAGGAUAUUUACAUAGAAUAGAUACUUUAGUGAUAUCUAUAUAAAACCAAUAAUGUAUUAGGAUAUGAACAAUGUAUGAAUACAAGUAGCUUACCUUCCGCAACUAGCAUUGGAGACAAAUGAUCGAAAUAUUCGAUUUUUUAAGUCAUAGAUUUUAGCAAUCUACUUUUAAUGUUGCGCUGAAAAGUUAAAUUAAUAUCCAUUGGUAGAAGCCAUUUCAAGGAUAGCCUAUUUAUUUUCCUUUUUUUAUCUGAAAUUAAUGGAAUUCGCUGUUACAUCUUGCCUAAUAAAUAGAUUGAGAGCUUCAUUUUUCUAUUCUUAUAGCGUCAAAACAAAAAACUGUUUAUUUAAAUUACAGUAGUUAGUAAAGAUUAUAAAAAAAAAUUGAUACACUUUUACAGCACAUGCAUUCUUAAUUGUUCUACAUAACGAGUGAUUAGGUCUCAAUCUAUUUAUAUUCUAUGAUAUAAUAUUGCAUUAUGUAUUUGUCAUCACAGCCUUAUUGUAUAAACAAUACAAAUUCGAUGGCUCUGUUAACCCUUAGUAUUUUUAGUACUUAUAGAUACGAGAGAAAAUAAAUCACCCUUCUGCUCUUGAUCCCGGUAGCAACAGAUUUUUUUUGUUAAAAUAAUAUGGUAAGAUUUAAAAUACAGUAGGCAAACAGUAGACACCGAAGACAGAUACACUCGGGGACAAAGUGUGUCAAUUCAGCACAUAAACGCAUGACACAGUGCGUAUUCUUUAUUUUUGUUGUGAAAAUAUACAUACAUAAUUUGUAACCGUUUUAUACACAAAAUUAAGAUACCUGUUGCGUACCUUAUUUUUACUUUAUUUUAUGGAAAGUAAAUUAACACCUUUCACGUGGGAUCUACUGGGUCUACCAGCAAACCUUAAUAACGGGGACACCCGGGCAUACCUCGCCGUAUGUCUGAACUCAGCUUGUGAAACAGCCGUGUCCGGUGGGGCGUUAUGCAAAGGCAAUCAUAAUAAUAAUACUCUAUGCCCCGCAGGACAUCUGAGGCGGAUGACAGGGAGUAGCGACCCAGCGGGGCUAUAUAUACCGAGUACUCCAGGGAGAGUAUACUGUCCCCCAUCUCCGGCCGGCUAGAGUGAAGCAUGACAGGGGAAGGUCUCCCGCCUCUGGCUUGCCUUCAUUGGCCGUUCAGAGUGGAGUCGCGAGAGUAGAGUUAGCAGCCCUGCUCGGAGGGUAGGUGCCUCGUGGUAAGUGGCGAGUGGGCCGGUGAUGCUGGACCCACAGGGAGCGCGUGAUCUGCGUUUAAAGUCCUCCGAGGUAUCCUCCCCCUUCAGCCGCUCAUGUACCUGUUGCCCUCUUGUUGCAAUUUAGCGACUGAUUCCCGGGGGCUCAGGAAGUGAGGUGGCGAGUCUCCACCUGCCAUUUUUUAAUGUAUUUAAUACAUUGUCAUCAGCAGGUGCCAUAGGGAUAAUCGUGGGUUUUGUCAUUUGCGUGUCGACAUUUCAUUAAAGUUGUCUCAAAAGGGUUUCAGCGUGUUGAUUUCGGCCCCACGUUAGCCUCCCAAAAAUCGGGAAUGUAGUCCCAUGGUAUGGACGAAACAUACUCUCAGGCAUGUUAAUAAAAAAAAACUUUACGGUAUUCAACAUGAGAUAAUUACGAUAAGGUAAAAAUAGAAAUACAAUUAUGGCUAUACUAUGGAGAUAGCCGAAUGAUUUAUUGGAGGAAUUGCAGUGGCGAAAACUAAAAAAACACGAUACCCGGUCGAUGUAGCUACCCCUUGAAACAAAUUGGACAUUGCUUGCUCUCCCAGAAAUGCGGACUGCAUUUUACAUCUUAAAUAUUUUGUGUAUAAAACGUUUUAUAUUACUGUAACUUAUUGCAUUGUGACUGAUUAACAAAUAUACAAGUGCGUAGAUAGAUAUUUUACAUACUACAAAAGUAAUUUUUUAUAAUGUGUCAACUCUAAAAAGCGAUAAUAUCUAAUAAAAAAAUAUGUUUAAAAAAUAAAACUUUAAAUGCGCUAAAUACAAAUGACUGGCAUUGACUAGCGACAAAAGCAAAGGUUCUUUUGCUAUCAAAUGAAAAAAGUAUAUUCAUAUCAAUAAAAAAUAUUAUGAAGCAUGAAAUCUAAAUCAUUACUUAUAACUUGAUUCUCAACCACUGUGAUAUAAACAGUUGAUUUUUAUGUACCUAGGUAUAAAAGUAUUUAAAAUCAGCCCCUUCUGAAAAGGUAGUGUGAUUGAAUGCUAAUUUGUAUACUACAGUUAAGUAUUACUAUCAAUAUGCUUAAUCCGUUGUAACAAUAAUGUUCGUAGCUAUUUAUAUUGGUUAGGUAAAUGUACAGAUAUCUAAUGCACUUCAGUAAGAUUUUACUUCAUUAUUGGUAGAUAAUUACUGAUAGUAGCCAUUGCUUGUGCAAUGUUAUAUAAUUAACUCGCUGUAUACACGUACGUCGUAACUAUAGCGCUAUAUUUGAAUGUAAAUAGUUCUAUGAGGAAUCGUUCAUAUUGCGCUGAGAACACAUUGGUUAACUUCACCUAUAACUGCCUACAAAGAAUGAAAAUAUUAUUAAAAUCAUUAAUUGUAUAUGUAUCUAUACAUAGAUUCAUAAAAUAUCAACUCUAUAACCAGCGAAUUAGAAACUUUUGUGUAAUCCGAAUGAUAUAUUUUGCUUCGAAGAGAAUUAAUACGGUGAUUUAUGUAGGUAAACUCGGAAUAAUUAACAUACGAAUACACAACAUCUCACGAGUUCAAGACUUCGAUCGACGACGUAUAAAAUAAUCAAUUGCUACUUUAAGAAGGAAUGUUUUUUUAAUUCAAGCUAAGCGUUUCAGUUUUCAGUAACCUUAAAUAAUGGAAAUACUUAACAGUCACAAAUUAAAAUUGGUGCAAAAAAAUAUUUACUAUUAAUUUUUAAUAUCGAUUAUUAUCGAAUUUAAUCCGCCUACUAACGAAAUUUAUUUAAAUCAUUAUUAUCUAUGUAAUAAUUUAAGAAUUCAAUUAAAAUGGUUGUUUUAAUUUUAAGAUCCUUUAAUGUUUGCACUAUUAGUUAUUUGAUAUCAGCGACUUUUUUACAAUCAUUAUAUAAUAAGAAAGACUAAGAAUAUAAAAAAUAAUAAGUGUUUCCUACGCAAUGUGAACGUUUUCCACAAUUUGUAUGUAAAUACAUUUAUAAUAAUCAGCAAAAAGCAAACAUACUCAACAAAGCUGAACAAAGCUGUGACUCUAACAAAAACAAACAAAAAUUAUAUUUAUUUUUCCAAUAAAUGUCAUAGCGUAUUCGAUAUAAUGUGUAAGGCAUGAAAUAAUAAUAAAUAUUAUUUGGGACUGAU
Messenger RNA from Helicoverpa zea (corn earworm), 4639 nucleotides. RefSeq names its product JNK-interacting protein 1 (gene Aplip1). NCBI's taxonomy places the organism in Eukaryota, Metazoa, Arthropoda, Insecta, Lepidoptera, Noctuidae. The transcript is spliced from 8 exons. Gene Ontology annotation, cellular component: cytoplasm. The coding region runs from base 23 to 1354 and encodes 443 amino acids. Gene Ontology annotation, molecular function: protein binding. Gene Ontology annotation, biological process: regulation of JNK cascade. The record is from RefSeq and is a predicted model, not a curated record.